This is a messenger RNA of Trematomus bernacchii (emerald rockcod), 3448 nucleotides long. RefSeq names its product E3 ubiquitin-protein ligase SH3RF1-like. NCBI's taxonomy places the organism in Eukaryota, Metazoa, Chordata, Actinopteri, Perciformes, Nototheniidae. The record is from RefSeq and is a predicted model, not a curated record. Gene Ontology annotation, molecular function: protein binding.
AUGUUCUCUACCCUCUCUGUUCCUCAUGUUCUCUACCCUCUCUGUUCCUCAUGUUCUCUACCCUCUCUUUUCCAGGGUGUUCCCCAGCUGCCCUGUGCCAAGGCGCUCUACAACUACGAUGGCAAGGAACCAGGAGACCUCAAGUUCAUCAAGGGUGACAUCAUCAUCCUGCGCCGGCAGGUGGACGAGAACUGGUACCACGGAGAGAUGGGGGGGGUGCACGGCUUCUUUCCCACUAACUUUGUGCAGGUCAUCAAGCCGCUGCCGCUGCCCCCCCCCCAGUGCAAGGCUCUGUACGACUUCGAGCUGAAAGACAAGGAGGCGGACAAAGACUGCCUGCCUUUCUCUAAGGACGACGUCCUGACGGUGAUCCGCAGAGUGGACGACAACUGGGCAGAGGGCAUGCUGGGAGACAAAAUUGGAAUAUUCCCCAUCUCAUAUGUUGAGUUUAACUCUGCGGCCCGUCAGCUGAUCGAGUUGGACAAGCCUUCAGAGUCCAGUGGAGACUCGGGGGAGGGGGCGUCCUCUCAGAUGAAUGGGAGAGCAUCAGAGAAGAAGAACAGCAAGAAGAGACACUCCUUCACCUCCCUCACCAUGUCCCACAAGCCCCUGCUGGCUCCGCCCCCUCAGAGGCACUCCAUGGAGAUCAGCGGCCCGGUGCUCAUCAGCUCCAGCAACCCCACAGCUGCUGCUCGCAUAGGGGAGAUCAGCGGGGGGCUGUCCUGCAGCGCUCCUUCACAGGUUCACAUUUGCACAGCUGGACUCAUCGUGACCCCGCCCCCCAGCAGUCCUGUUACCACGGCAACUGUCUUCACGUUCCCCUCGGAGUCGAGCUACACCUCCAUCUCCGUGGAUGCUCGCCCUCCUCCCCCCCCUCCCCCCCCUCAAUCCUCCGCUGAUGGUGCUGCGUUCUCAUUGGCUGCUGGUCAGAGACCCUCCCCCAGCGUCAGUGAUCAGAGCGGCAGACAGAGACCCACAGUCUACGUGGCGAUGUUCCCCUACGGCCCCCGUAAGGAGGACGAGUUGGAGCUGAGGAAGGGGGAGAUGUUCCUGGUUCUGGAGCGCUGUCAGGACGGAUGGUUCAAAGGGACCUCCAUGCACACCGGGAAGAUCGGAGUGUUCCCCGGGAACUACAUGAGCCCCGUCAGCAGGACGGCGUCAGGGAGCUCUCAGCCCAAAGUCCCCCUGACUCUGGCCGCUCAGGCGGGCCGAGGCGUCUCCAUUGUCAGCCCCUCGUCUGCAGGGGGGGCUCCAGACCCACAGAAAGGCCCUGCUAACCCCCCUCCCCCUGCUAACCCCCCACCCCCUGCAGGGCAGACAGCCACCGGCCAGCAGCCCAAAGCCCCCCCCCACCUCAGCUCCAUGAUGACCGUCAACCAGGCGAGAAACGCCGCCAGGACAGGAGCGUGUCAGGAGCGGCCCCCGGCGACCCCCCUGCAGCCGCCCCCCCCCCGGCUCUUACCUCCUCCCCCUGCAGCCCCCCCCUCUCAGUGCUGCAGCCGAGGGGGGGUGGCGGCGGCCAUGGGCUGUGCCGCCGCCUCGCUCACCCCCCCCAACGUCAGCGCCGCCUCCCUGGAGGAAGACGUGCUGAGACCCCUGGCCGUCAACAUCGCCCCCCCCUGCAGGCUGGACAAGGACGGCAAGAGAGAGAAGAAGAGCCUCCUGAAGCUGCUGUCCAAUAAGAAGAAGCCCCGCCCCUCUCCGCCCUCCUCCCCCACGCUGGAGGCGGAGCUAGCUGCUGCGGGGGAGGGGCUUCACGGUGCUUCAGGCCCUGAAACAACAGGCUCCUCCCCCUCCUCUGGGAUCCAGGACCCCGAGCCCCCCCCUCCAGAGGUCUCCUAUAGAAGGAGCGGCCCCUCAGAGGGAGGGGCUCCCAUCGCCCCGCCCCCCCGCCAGCCAUGCUCCUCCCUCCUCUCCCAGCACCAGGACAGCCGGCCAAUCAUCUGCGAGAGGUACAGGGUGGUGGUGUCCUACCCCCCUCAGAGCGAGGCGGAGCUGGAGCUGAAGGAGGGCGACGUGGUGUUCGUCCACCGGAAGAGAGAGGACGGCUGGUUCAAAGGAACGCUGCAGAGGAACGGACGCACGGGCCUGUUCCCCGGCAGCUUCGUGGACUCCAUCUGACAGAGAGCAUGCUGGGAAACACGCCGCACAACAGGGAGCAUGCUGGGAAACACGCUGCACAACAGAGAGGAUGCUGGGAAACAAACAGCGCCACCUCUGACACUUUAAAGAGAAAGGAACGGAGGCUGGAGACAGGAAGUGACGCUGGACAGUGAGAGGAGCGUUAUUUAUAUCUCUGUGGCGCUCAGCUGCGGGAUGUGUGCCUUGUACUGUUGCUCACUUUAAUGUACAUACGGACACGGAGAUGAUUAGUCCUGACCACCAGUAUGAGCGGCUCGUGUUACACACCUUAACUUAUUCCACUUCACACUGCAGGGGUCAAAGGGUUCAUGCAGCUUCAGAGGACCCUCUGUUCCUCUCUCCCCGUGUUGCUUUGAAGUCAAGAAGAUCACUUCAUUUUACUCUCCAGGGGGAACGAGAGGUCAGAGAGAUGGAGAAGAGUCUCAGUGAAGUGAAUGAAAACACGCUUUACAAACUCAUUUCUUUGGUCUCUCUUCUGUUUCGGUUUAAGUGGAUCCAUGACUAAGAGAGAAGCCUCCUAUAAAAGACAUUCAAUGACUACAAAUACACUCAGAACAAUCAGAGACACAGUGACGACUUCACACGGCCAGGAAGGCUACGAGGAGACAUGAAUACGCUAUGAAUAGAUGAAAAACAAACACACUCAAAACGGUAAAAAGACGUGUAAAGCAGAUUGACCAAUCAGAGACCCAGAACGAGUUUAAAGGCAGCCUUUGUAAAUCAGCUGUGUUCAUCUCCUCUGAAGCAGACGCCCUCACACGGAGUCCACUGCUUGCUCUGAGAAAUGCAAUUCACGGUGAAAAGUCACGUGUUUCUGACGAAGCGAUGAUGCAAUGGAUACAUGAGACGUGGGUUAGUCUGCAGGAGAUGUUUCAUAGAGUUUGAAACCGUAAGAACUUGAAUGCAACACGGGGCGUUAGCGGAGACCCAGGCGAUCAUACUUACUGAUCACUUUCCUCCUGCUGGGCAAUCUGUGUUUCUGAGGCGUCUCUGAAGCUGCAACGCGUCACAGCUCGGGCUCCAGAGACAGAACAGACCCCCCCUCUCUUUAAAGGAAUCACCUGAAGCUCAGUCUGCCUGUAGAAACACACCCUGAGCUGCAGGACUUACCUUUUCAUAACACUCCUAAGGAUCUGCAGCCACACGUUGCUUCUCUCUCUGAGCCGAGGAGACGUCUCUCUGCUGUUACAGACUCCUGAGGCUGCUCUCACACCGUCACUCACCCCCUGCACACAUCAGGAGACACCGUCACUCACCCCCUGCACACAUCAGGAGACACCGUCACUCACCCCCUGCACACAUCAGG